Molecule: messenger RNA, 747 nt
Organism: Emiliania huxleyi CCMP1516
Lineage: Eukaryota; Haptophyta; Isochrysidales; Noelaerhabdaceae
Exons: 2
Coding region: 1-747 (248 amino acids)
Source: RefSeq, a predicted model, not a curated record
AUGUCGCUUCUCUGCUCGCUGGUCCUCGGAACACCAGCCAGUCCGAGCAUCUGCUCCGCCGACACGCAGUGCGCCAAUGAUUCGCCUGUUUGCUGCCACGGCACCUGUGCCAAGAUUUGCAUGAGUGCCUCGCCGCCACCAAGCCCUGGACUUCCCGAGGAGUGGCUCCGUGAGGAAGUGCCCGGCGAACCCGCCGCCUGCACCGACGACUCCCAGUGCAGACAGAAAUAUGAGACGUGCUGCCGAUGGAACGACACCAUUGGAGGCUAUGGCGGAGAGGGCACGUGUGCUCAGGUGUGCACGCUCUCGAGCGUCAAGCAGUCGCCUCCCCCCACCACGCCGCCGAUGCAAGACGCAUCGCCGUCACCAAGCCCUGGACUUCCCGAGGAGUGGCUCCGUGAGGAAGUGCCCGGCGAACCCGCCGCCUGCACCAACGACUCCCAGUGCAGACAGAAAUACGAGACGUGCUGCCGAUGGAACGACACCAUUGGAGGCUAUGGCGGAGAGGGCACGUGUGCUCAGGUGUGCACGCUCUCGAGCGUCAAGCAGUCGCCUCCCCCCACCACGCCGCCGAUGCAAGACGCAUCGGCGCCGCCGUCCCCUCGAACCUGCAGCGCUGAGCUUGCGUGCCCCAAGGGCGACCAAGCCGCAGCAGCCUACCUGUGCUUCAAGGGCCGCCAGACAUCGUCGGACACCAUAGACGCCACCGCAGAGAAGGCAGGGCUGGAUGCCAUCCAGGCUAUCUGA